AUGCCAAGUGGCCGAAUGCCGCCUGCGAUCCAGCGAUACGUCGGCCAAUCGGUCGAAGAAGAAUACGGCAUCCGGGAUGUGUGGGCAGAAAAUCUCGAAGAUGAGAUGCACAACCUGCGCUCGAUCGUGCAGAAAUACAAGUUCGUGGCGAUGGACACGGAAUUUCCGGGCGUCGUUGCUCGACCCAUAGGUCAUUUUAGGGCGAACACUGACUAUCAGUAUCAACUGCUUCGGUGCAAUGUGGACAUACUUAGAAUUAUACAAGUUGGACUGAGCUUUUACAAUGAGCACGGAGAGCUGGCGCCGGGGGUCUCGACGUUUCAGUUCAACUUCAAGUUCAGCAUGACAGACGACAUGUUCGCGCAAGAUAGUAUCGACUUGCUGACCAACUCGGGGAUUCAGUUCAAAAAGCACGAACAGAGUGGAAUUCAACCGGACCGUUUCGCCGCGCUGCUGCUCACGUCCGGGGUCGUGCUAAUGGACGACAUCUCUUGGCUGUCCUUCCAUUCCGGGUUCGAUUUCGGCUAUCUCCUCAAGAUGUUGACGAACGUGAAAUUGCCGGAAGAGGAGCACGAAUUUUUUGAUCUCCUGAAACUCUACUUUCCGUGCGUCUACGACGUCAAGUACCUGAUGCAGUCGUGCCAGAACCUCAAGGGCGGACUGCAAGAGGUGGCUGAUCAAUUGGACUUGAAGCGGGUCGGACCGCAGCACCAAGCUGGCUCCGACUCCAUGCUCACGGGCCGCGUGUUUUUCCGGCUCAAGGACAUGUUCUUCGACGACGACAUCGACGACGCCAAGUACUGCCGGCACUUGUACGGGCUCGGCUCUUCGUACUGCACCAGUAUGGAACUGCAAUUGCACGCCACCGUUUUUGUUUUGCAUCUUAACGUCCCUUGA
Notodromas monacha is the source of this 897-nucleotide messenger RNA. The record is from the annotation of a GenBank genome assembly. Lineage: Eukaryota; Metazoa; Arthropoda; Ostracoda; Podocopida; Cyprididae.